AUGGCUGCCCAUCAUACUGAACAAACAGUUUCCGCGACUAUCGCACAGACUAUAUCAGAAUCAAUUCACGAUUCAGCAGCCAUGCUAGUCCCAGAUGAACAACAACCUUUGCUGCGCUCGAGAAGCCCAGCUACAACAUGGAAACCGCCAGCGGGCUUCCUCUGGAUACAACUGGCAAUCAUGUCCAACGUCUUUCUUGGUGGAUUUGACGGCACAAUCACCGCUUCGACUUACGCGGUCAUUAGCUCGGAAUUCAAUGCUGCUAACACGGCAUCGUGGUUGACUACCUCGUACCUCAUUACCAGCACCGCGUUUCAGCCGUUGUAUGGACGUUUCUCUGACCUACUGGGGCGUCGGGCUUGUUUCUUUACUGCUACCAUCUCAUUCAUGAUUGGGUGUCUAGGAUGUGCUCUGGCUAGAGAUGUGAUCUUUCUCAACAUCAUGCGCGCCCUUACCGGCAUUGGAGGUGGCGGGUUGAUGACCAUGGCGACAAUCAUCAACUCUGAUCUCAUUCCCUUCCGCCAGCGCGGUAUGUACCAGGUGGUUCAGAAUGUCUCGUACGGGUUCGGUGCCAUCUGCGGCGCUUCAUUCGGCGGGAGUAUCGUCGACACCAUCGGAUGGCGCUGGUGUUUCUUGAUUCAGGUUCCAGUCUCACUGGCUGCUCUCGUCUUGGGAUACUUUGUGCUCAAGUUUCCCGCAAAAGAGGAACAUGCUGCUGGACAAAAGUCCCAGAGUCUUUGGCAACAGAUUGAUCUGCUUGGGUCGCUUCUCCUUGUCCUGGCCCUGUCGAGCCAGCUUGUGGGACUGAGUCUUGGAGGCAAUGAACUACCGUGGAGCAACAUAUGGGUGGUCCUAUCGCUAGUCGCCAGUCUGGUGUUUUUGGUGGCUUUCUUUGCCGUGGAAGCUACAACGACGGCUGCUCCUCUGAUUCCGUUGAAGAUGCUGCAAGGAUUACAUCCAGUCUCCACUCAGAUUGCCAAUGUUUGUGUUGGCAUGGCCGCGUAUGCCUUCCUCUUCACCCUUCCGCUUCUUUUCCAAGUCAUUCUGCUCGACAGCCCUACGAAGGCGGGCGCCCGUCUGGCUAUCCCGUCUCUUGCCACUCCCCUGGGCGGUCUGAUCUCCGGCGUCGUGAUGUCGCGAUGGGGAAAGCUUGCCCACCUCGUACGUGCAGGCGCUGCCCUCAUGUGCAUUGGAAACGUGCUAGUCACGCUUCUACGUUUCCACGACUCAGAAUGGAAGUACUACGCAUAUAUCAUCCCCGCCAACUUGGGACAGGGCAUCGUAUACCCUGGAAUUCUCUUCACAUUCCUUUCCGCAUUCGAUCACUCCGACCAUGCCGUCUCCGCUUCGACCGUAUACCUCAUUCGCUCUCUCGGCACUGUAUGGGGCGUUGCCGUCACCUCGGCCAUUAUCCAGAAUACAUUGAGCUCAGGCCUCGGGGAGGCCUUGAGUGGAAUACCAGACAAAUGGAAAGUGAUUGACGAAAUCCGCCACUCGGUUUCAGCGAUUCACGACCUGCCCCCAGAAGCACAACUCGCUGUCAGAUUAGUAUAUUACCGGGGUAUUAGGCUGUGUUUCGCGGCGUCUGCUUCGUUCGGAGGUGUGGCGACUAUCGCGGCCCUUUUCACUCGUGGGAAGGGACUGGAACGCAAAGGUGGGGACUAG
Molecule: messenger RNA, 1665 nt
Organism: Penicillium cataractarum
Lineage: Eukaryota; Fungi; Ascomycota; Eurotiomycetes; Eurotiales; Aspergillaceae
Product: MDR family MFS transporter
Exons: 6
Coding region: 1-1665 (554 amino acids)
Biological process (GO): basic amino acid transport; transmembrane transport
Cellular component (GO): fungal-type vacuole membrane
Molecular function (GO): basic amino acid transmembrane transporter activity
Source: RefSeq, a predicted model, not a curated record